Messenger RNA from Archocentrus centrarchus (flier cichlid), 3060 nucleotides. RefSeq names its product discs, large (Drosophila) homolog-associated protein 5 (gene dlgap5). The transcript is spliced from 19 exons. Gene Ontology annotation, cellular component: cytoplasm; nucleus; spindle pole centrosome. Gene Ontology annotation, molecular function: microtubule binding. The coding region runs from base 147 to 2903 and encodes 918 amino acids. Gene Ontology annotation, biological process: mitotic spindle organization; centrosome localization; chromosome segregation. Lineage: Eukaryota; Metazoa; Chordata; Actinopteri; Cichliformes; Cichlidae. The record is from RefSeq and is a predicted model, not a curated record.
AACUCAACCGCCAUGAUUGUUGUGUUUCUGCACUAGGACUGUCCGCUUCGCUCUAAGGUUUUAGUAACUGGACACAAAAAAUAAAAAAAAUUAAAGAGGAGAUUUUUGUUUGGUUUGUCUUUGGAAAAAGAAAAAGAUACCUGAUUAUGGAGUCUCGAUUCGCUCACCUGCGGGAGCGGGACACCAGUGUGUCAAUGCUGAGGGUAAAAAUGUCUCGCAGAAGGUCUCAGUCCCAAAAGGAGAAUAGAGAACGUACCGUGAACACCCGCAGGCAGCUGGAUAAACUCCCAGAGCUGGAAAUGUCUUCCCUGGAUGCCUCCAUGGCAAUGGCCAACAUUUCAACCAUACAAGACAAGACGCAGAACAAUGCAAAACCUGCUAAAACAAAAGCAGUGGAAGAGAGGAUAAAACAGCUUGAGCGCUGGAAAGAGCGGAAGGCUCUUGAGAAGGAGAAAGAAAAGAGAGAAAGAGAUCGUAAAGGGGUGUUUAAGAUUGGCCUGUAUCAUCCACAGAACAUGAUUGCCUCACUGCCUGCUGUCCCAGAUGCCUCAACAAGAGUCAAAGAGAAAAAGGUGAACACAGCUCCAUCCCAAAGCGCCAGAGUGACUCGUUCAAUGAAACAGCAGCAGCAAGUGCAGAAGCCUCUGAAGAUGCAAGAUCCAAAUACUGGAGUGAAGAAGGUACAACCUGCUGUGGAAAGAUCAACCAGGACCCAAGUAGCUUCUGUGAAGCCUACAUCAACUAGAGCUAAGACCAAAGAGGUACCUGCCGUGCGAGCUUUGCCGACCAGAUCGGCCAAUAGACCUCCAGGUCCUGCAGUAAAAGACAAACCUAAGGACAAUACUGCAGAUAUAAGGACCACGAGGAGCCGAGCAAAUCUUAACCCUGUGGCUCCCCUGUCUGGUGGACAAAGGAACUGUAAAGCAGCCGCCAACAACACCGUCCAUCACUCUGUCCCAGAGAAACCUGAGCUGACGGAGCCUGAGAUGCAGGAGGUGGAGAAAAAACCUAGUCCUCCCAGCCCGACCCGCUGUUCUGAGGAGGAAGAGAUGGUGGUGGACCACGCUCCGGCCCAGUCUGUUCCUGCUGAGCCUGCCUCGUCUUCAUUUUCAUUUGCACCAGAAGGUUUUGUCUUCCAGGCUCCGAAUGGCUUGUCAUCCUUCAAGUUUGAGCCCCUCACUCCUCGUUCAGCAGAUGCCUUCCUUACACCAAGCUCCAGCUUCAACCUUCCACCAGCCCCCGUAUUUGGUGACGAGCAGAGCGAAUCAUCUCCACCUAAAUCUCCUCUUCGUAUAUCUCCCACCGUUGUCCCUCCAACUCCAGGUGAAGCAGUGGAAACCAAGCACGAUGUACCAUACUUCAGAUCGGAAAUUGCCAAUGAGACACACAGACUGACGACCUUGUGUCUCCACUGGGAGUCUAAAGUGGAGGAUGAGUCCAUCCCAGAAGAGAUGAGGGAUCGCAUGCGCACAGCUGUUGGCCAAGCAAGGCUGUUGAUGAAAGAGCGCUUCAACCAGUUCAGCGGUCUGGUGGACGACUGUGAGCUGGGCCGAGGGGACAAGAUCACCACCUGCACUGACCUGCAGGGGUUCUGGGACAUGGUUUAUUACCAGGUGGAGGAUGUAAACAAGAAGUUUGACGCUCUCAAAGAAGCAGAGGGCCGAAGCUGGGUGGAGGAGCACAAGCCCCCACCACGACAGAAGAAAGUAGUUAAGAAACCGUCGGCCGUACCUGCCAAGCCAGCAGGAACUAAUGCAGCAGCUAAGGCUCGUCUGGCUGCCGCCAAAGCAGCCAUGAAGGCCAAAAAGCAGGCAGCUGAGGCAGAGAAAGCAGUCUGUGCUGCUGACAGUGAGGGUGGCCUCGUCUUGAGCUCUCAGCAGCCACAGCCACAAGCAGGGGCCCAAAAACAGGACACAGUGGUCUUUGAUGGAGGCUUCUUCCAGGUGGAGAGCCCAGCUAAACCAUCAGGUACAAUUAGGAGAUCCAGCCAUUUGAAUGCUGCUGCACUGCCCUGCUCAUAUCGCUCACCAAGAAGAGUCACCCGAUCAUCCCUUGCGUUGACCCAGUCUCCUGUUCAUGCCUGCGCUUCUCCUGUUCAUCCUGUCCACACACCCGCGCACCUCCGCCGUACCCUCAAGCAAACCCCAGAACCAAAGUCUCAGUGUGGCACUCCUCAGCCGACCCAGACCAGAAGUGACACCGCGAAGACCUCUGUGUGUUUCUCACCUGUCAGGGAAGUGAUUUCAGAUGAUGCCCAACCUGAUGGAUGUCCUGCGCAACAGUCAGAAAAAGUCUCAACCGAGGAGGAUAUUUCUUCUGUUCCUGAAUUCCUUCCAGCAAUUUUAGUCGAGGAGCAGGACGGGCCAGCCGAGGACAUAAAUGUUGACCGUACGGUCUCUCCAGCAGUUCCAGUCUCUCCAUGCAAAACGCCUCCUGCUGUCUCUCAGGCUCUUGAGCCCUCAUCAGGCCUGAGUUUCAUGCUGUCACCCUGUGCAACUCCCAACCCACCUUCUAUCUCCUCACCUGCUGUACAGGGCCCUGUGGAGACUCUGUGUCACACACCAGACGGCACAGUCACUGAGGAAAUUCAUGGGCUGGACUUUGAGAGAUACUUCCAGCCCUCAGACAGAUGCAGCCUGUCACCGAGGGAUGCAGCUGCCACAGAGAGACUGUCGCACAUGGCAGUGGAUGUAGAGAUGGAGAGCCCUAGAAGUCAACCUGUGGACCUUCUUACUCAGCCAGAGUCAGCAUGGCCAGCGGUGUCUUCAGUGUUAACUCCUCAAUCACCACAGAUACAGACAGUGGAGUCUGCCAUGCUUCUCUUCACCCCAGACCUGAAGGACAAGAUACGCCAGUCUGUCUGUCCGAGUGACCUCAUGGUCUUCACCCCAACUAACAUGUGAAGAAAGCAAAGUUUGUUUUGUUUUGUUUUGUUUUUUAUACUUGUUUUUAUUUACUUUUGUGACAUUGUGUUUUAAAAAAAGAUUGUGAUUUUUGACAUUUUUAGAUGACUAGAACAUACUUUUGUCUCACAGAAAGUUCUGAUUAAAGUUUUGGUUC